CAAUGGCGAAAUUGAGAGCAAAUCGUGUUGUUCUUCAUAAUCCGGCGUCUAGGUCAUCAAAUUGGAAGAGAAAGGUGAAACAAAGUCGUAACCAAUCAUCCGUGAUGAUCAGCUCCACUGUCGGUGGUCACCAACAUAAGUUCGGUGGACCAAAUCAGUGCGUUCGGCAAAUAGUUAGGCGAUUCCAUGCUCCAAUCGCUUAAUCACGAUAAUGGACCUUGUGGACGAGUUAUUUGUGUUUAUAUUCACUAGUUUGAAUAACAAAUGCAAAAAGGAACUUGAAGCUAUUGGAAAACAAUACCCAUUUAAACCUUUGAAGUUUCUUGAAAAGACAUUGAGGUUAACGUUUGAAGAAGGGGUUCAAAUUCUUAAGGAAGCUGGUGUGGAGAUUGAUCCUCUUGGCGAUCUAAACACUGAAUCUCAGAGAAAACUUGGCCAACUUGUACUGGAAAAGUAAUCCAUCACUUAUUUUAGUUUUCAAAAUGAUUUAGUUAUUUAUCUCAGAGUUACAAAGUUGUUAAUUUAAAUUUUUUUUUUUUUUAAGAAACCCAUUUAAGGAUUCUACCAUUAGACAAAGAAAAUUUUAAGGAUU
Messenger RNA from Arabidopsis lyrata subsp. lyrata, 592 nucleotides. Its product is annotated as aspartate--tRNA ligase 2, cytoplasmic. Bases 212 to 457 code for a protein of 81 amino acids. The record is from RefSeq and is a predicted model, not a curated record. Lineage: Eukaryota; Viridiplantae; Streptophyta; Magnoliopsida; Brassicales; Brassicaceae. Gene Ontology annotation, biological process: aspartyl-tRNA aminoacylation. Gene Ontology annotation, molecular function: RNA binding; ATP binding; aspartate-tRNA ligase activity. Gene Ontology annotation, cellular component: cytosol; aminoacyl-tRNA synthetase multienzyme complex; cytoplasm. The transcript is spliced from 4 exons.